Messenger RNA from Aegilops tauschii subsp. strangulata, 1464 nucleotides. RefSeq lists its product as uncharacterized. NCBI's taxonomy places the organism in Eukaryota, Viridiplantae, Streptophyta, Magnoliopsida, Poales, Poaceae. The record is from RefSeq and is a predicted model, not a curated record. Gene Ontology annotation, molecular function: protein binding.
AUGGAGGUCAACUCCGGUGCCCCGAGCACCAAGAGGGCGAGGCUCACGCCACCGGCGAUGCCUUCCUCUGGUGGUUUGGCGGUAGCGGCUGGAAGCGGCGAGGGUGCGCCUACUGGAUCCGAGGAUCAAGAAGAGCAGUCUGGUCCCGACCGCAUCAGCGACCUCCCGGACGGUGUCCUCGGUGAGAUCAUAUCCCGUCUGUCCACUAAGGAAGGCGUUCGCACUCAAAUCCUCGCACGUCGGUGGCGCUCUGUUUGGCGCGCCGCUCCUCUGAAUCUGGACUGCCGUGAGAUCCCUGUCCCACGUCUUUUUAACCCUCUAGAUCAAGUACAUUUCGAGUUGGUCACCGCGAACUCCGCCACACCGGAGGAACUCGUCUGCGUAACAUACACUGGAACUUUUUUUAGAGGAGAACAUGUCGGUGAAGAUAAUUCCUAUGAUGAUUCGUACCUUCCAGAGGCCAUCCUCUCCGGGCGUCAGAGUGCAGUUCGCCGCCUCUGCAUUCCGGCGUCCUACCUCGACUGCAGGCACUCCACGGUCGAUGACUGGCUUCGAUCCCCAAGACUGAACAAUCUCCAGGUGCUCGAGUUUUACUACCUGUUCCCACCAUGCUUGAUACAACAUGAUAUAGGGCCAUUCUCAUGCCCUUCGCUCAUGCCAUCACCACCAGCAUUAAACCCUCAGAUUUCCUCCUCUCUCCAAACCAUCGCCUUUGCUCUUUGCAAGUUACCAGACAAUUAUGUACGGGCGCUUAAACUACCACUGCUCAGGAGACUCUCGCUAGUAGAUGUUGAUGUAUCAGACGUCUCAUUACAAAGCAUCAUCAGCUCUACUUCUCCUACACUUGAGUCUCUACUGCUUGUUUGGACAGUCAGGCACCAUUGCAUCAGAAUAAACUCACCUAACCUUAUAAGCAUCGACAUUUCUGGUUACUAUGGGAAAAUUGUUAUAGAAGAUACCUCGUCACUUCAAUGGUUGCUUGGUGAUGGUGAUUGCAAAAAGUUGCGGAUAGUUAUCACCUCUGCACCUAAACUGCAGGUCAUGGGCAAAUUAUCUAAUAUUUUCUAUGAAUCCGGCGUCACAAAUGACCGUAUAAUUAUUCAGGAAAUAGCCUCUAAUGAAGAAAGUCUUGCGAACGACUGUUCUUGCAAGCACCAUCAUGACGUUCGUUUGAAGUCAUUGACGCUGGAAAGCUAUGUUCAAUGCGAGAAAAGCAUUCGAUUUGCGACAUUCUUUAUUCUCAACGCAGCACAGCUGCAGACUAUGAGGAUCAAGUUUCUUCUUCAGGAAGACUUCACGGAAGAAUUCUACAAACAGCAACAAGACGUGCUUCAGUGGGACAAAAAGGCUUCUAAACAUGCUUGCCUUAGGUUGUCGCCAAGUUGCAACCACGAGAACUUGGAUCUAAGGCACGCAUGUGUUGAGCACCUGGAUUUAAAGGAUCCAUUCACUUGUAAGUGCUGA